AUGGCGUCAGCAUACGCAACCACGCAGGCCAUUGUUGCCUACCCCCCUGAAAAGGGGAAGAGACAGUGGAGACUCGAAGAUGUUGAACUCACGCGACCCGAAGACGAGGAGGCCGUCGUUGAAGUAAUCGCCACUGGCAUAUGCCAUACAGACCUAGGUUGUGCAUCCGCGCCGGAUGGGACGCCGGGCUUUCCAGUCCCUCCAUACCCUCGCAUCGUUGGUGCCGGCUACGUCAAAUCGGUUGGAAACAAGGUCUCAAAAGUCAAACCUGGAGACGCAGUUCUUUUGUCGUUUGCUUUCUGUACCCAAUGUCACAACUGCAAAUUUGGCGCGCCAGGAUACUGUGAAAGUUUCAAUGAAAUCAACUUCACUGGAUGCUCCACUUCGUUUUCAAACUCGGGCACUGGAAGGAUUUCGAUCGGCGGCUCCUUUUUUGGACAGUCAAGCUUCUCUCGUUUGGCUCGAGUGAAGCAAACAUCGAUAGUCAACGUCACUCGCCUUGUGAACAGCAAAGACGAGCUGAAAAUGCUGGCGCCUCUGGGCUGUGGCAUACAAACUGGCGCCGGAACUAUUACAAAACUAGCUGCGGCAAAGCCAGACGACGCCGUUGCUGUCAUUGGCCUUGGUGGAGUCGGUCUUGCAGCAGUGAUGGCUGCAAAGAUCAUUGGCUGUCGAACCGUCAUCGGAAUUGACCGCGUGCCUAGCCGACUUGAUCUCGCUCAGUCGCUUGGAGCAACCCACACCGUCAACACCGCAAACAUCACCAACACCCUGACAGAAGAGAUUUGGAAGCUCACUAGUGGACCGGGAAGCACCAUCACAGUAGAUGCCACCGGGGUUGUGCCAUUGAUUAAACAAGGGCUUGAGUUCACCGCGAAGCAAGGGAAAAUGAUUCUGCUAGGCGUUGCGCCAAUGGAUGCAACCUUGGAUCUGCCUCUUGUUCCACACAUGGUGAGCGGCAAGCAGUUGCUGGGCAGCAUGGAAGGAGGGGUACACCCCGAGGAUUAUAUACCUCAGCUCAUUCAAUGGUACCAUGAGGGAAGGUUCCCCUUGGAGAAGCUUAUAAAGACGUACGAUGUGAAGGAUUUUGAGUUAGCUGUGAAGGAUAUGGAGGAUGGAACUACAAUCAAACCAAUUCUGAUUUGGUCGUAA
Messenger RNA from Colletotrichum gloeosporioides, 1152 nucleotides. Its product is annotated as Aryl-alcohol dehydrogenase. The transcript is spliced from 7 exons. The record is from RefSeq and is a predicted model, not a curated record. Lineage: Eukaryota; Fungi; Ascomycota; Sordariomycetes; Glomerellales; Glomerellaceae. Bases 1 to 1152 code for a protein of 383 amino acids.